This is a messenger RNA of Orbicella faveolata, 2466 nucleotides long. Its product is annotated as dynein regulatory complex subunit 3-like. Gene Ontology annotation, cellular component: cilium. The record is from RefSeq and is a predicted model, not a curated record. NCBI's taxonomy places the organism in Eukaryota, Metazoa, Cnidaria, Anthozoa, Scleractinia, Merulinidae. Gene Ontology annotation, molecular function: protein binding.
CCAGGACAACAAGUAACAGUGCGAAUUUUGAAAGUUUUUCGUGCUUUCAUUGUACAAAUGUAGCGUGUCAGCCUAAUUCUCCUUUCUUUGCAAGAUGAGUCGUCUUUACGACACAAUAGAACCCUCUGUGAUCGAUGAGCAGAUGCUCAAAAAUGCCGUGGAGGAACAAGGACCCAAAGGAGAAGCUGGAAGGAUAGCAAAACAAGAAGGCAUUGAUUUUGCAGAUGUGAUUUCUUUGAGACUCGACUUCAAAAAUAUUCUAAAAAUUGACAACUUGUGGAGCUUAGUCAACCUAACCAAGUUGCAAAUGGACAACAACAUAAUUGAAAGGAUAGAGGGCCUGGAUAUGCUUGUUAACUUGGAGUGGUUAGAUCUUUCAUUUAACAAUAUUGAAGUCAUUGAGGGACUUGAUAAACUAACCAAAUUGAAGGAUCUCACACUCUACAAUAACAGGAUAUCAAAGAUUGAACACAUGGAAUCUCUCACUCAGCUUCAUGUGUUUUCUAUUGGGAAUAAUAGUCUUAAACAGCUGGAUAAUGUUGUUUAUCUCAGACAAUUUAAAUCCUUGAGAACUUUAAACCUGAGUGGAAAUCCCUUUUCUGAGGAAGCAAAUUACAAAGAAUAUGUGAUCGCACAUCUGCCAGAUCUUGUUUACUUGGACUUCCGUUUGAUUGAUGAGUCAGCUCGUGAAGCUGCUACAGAAAGGUACAAGUAUUCCAUAGAGGAGCUGGUCCAUGACGAGACCAUAGCGAGGAGAAAACAAGAAGAACUGGAGCAGAAACUGCAGGAGAGGCAGCUGCAUAAGUUGGCCUAUGUGGAGGAUCUCAAUGGACCAUGGCUGUUUGAUAGCAUGUACACUGAUGAUCCUGAAGCUGAGAAGUUGGCAGCUCUUCCAGGAAUGGAAGAACUUCUUGCAGCAUACAAAGAGAAGUUUACAGCUGUUUGUCAAGAGAUAUAUGAGUUUGGUUUGAAAGAGCAUGAGAAAAGAGAGGCAGAAAUUGCUUCAUUCUUCUCCUGUUUGGAGGAAGCAACACAAGACAACAACAAUGCUGGUGUUAAACACAUCCACAACUAUAUUGAAUACAAGAAAAAGGUAUUUGUGGACUACACCAGCAUGACAGACCAACGUCUCCUGGAAAGCUUGAUGAAGGAAGUAACAGAAGAAAUCAGAAAACUAUGGGACACUCUAAUGGGAUUGGAAAUGGAGUUAGUGGACCAGUUAGAGGACACACAUAAAGAUUUUGAACGGAACAUGGCAGACCUUGUGACCGCAUUUGUUGAGCAAGUGCAAGGAUUAAUGACGCAGUUGCGUGACCUGGAAAACGCGCAUUACGAAAAAGUGUCAGACAUUGCUGUUGUCACGCUCGAAAAGCUUAUGAAGAACGAACUGGAAGAAGAUCUUCCAGAUGACUUGAGAAUGCUAUUUGUUGAUAAGGACACCAUAAUGAAUGCAGUCAGUGCCUCUCACGACACUCAUCUUCUGAAGAUUGACAACAAGGAGGACGAUGUAUUGACCCGCGCCACCACCAGAAUGCAGUCACUCAACGAAAAGAUCCACAAUGACGAGGUAGUAAGAAAUCGCAACAGAGUCGCGGAAAUCAACAACCUAGUGGAUCACUUUAGAGACGAGGCUGAAAGUUAUGAAGUGUCUGGGCCCAUGUAGCGCAUUACACUCUUCUAGUGUGAACACCAACAACUGGCGUAAUUACGCGCGUUUAACUGUCAACUGUGGUGUAAACGAUACUUGCGAUGCGCAUUUGUGGGUAGCUGUUACGAAUACUAUUCACCUAUUUUUAGCGAUGAAGAUGAGUUUUUAACUUUUGGUUGCGCCCAGUUAUUCAUGCCUGUGUAAAAAACUUAUCAUAAAUUUACUCAGAAUGUCAAUAGUCCAGCUUGCAGUUACAAACACUGACGUGAAAUUCUCUAGCGAUUUUAAUUUCUGAUUAAUUGGUCAGCCACGAGGUAACGUAACACAAAACAUCUCUAGAGGUAUAUAAAUUGGUCUAAAUAUGUCCCGUUGGCUUCAAACAUGAUUUGGCGCAACGUAUGAGCGGUAUCGCCUUGGGCUUCUGUUGUUUGUCAGCUAAACCCCGCCCACACCAUGUUUACCAACCCAUGCAACAGAUCUGUCCAUUCUGUGACUGUUAGGGGAUGAAUUUACUCCUCUUUCAUGAAGAUCAGAUAAAAAGCUGAACAAAGUACAAAAGGUUUCUUGUUAAGGGUAGCAUUGUUAUACAACCAAGCAAGAACUGAAGCGUAGCAUCUUUUCCAGGAGAGCAUGUGCUCAGUCGCCUGAGAAUUUCAUGCAGAAAUUUCUUGCACAGAAGCAAGUGUAAAUGUGUAAAGUAUACAAUUCAAGGAGUGUUGCAUAAAUUCUCGCAAAGUAAACAUCAUUACACAACACAGAGUUUUUCAACGUGUAAAUAUGUACUUAUGUAAUUGAAAGUUGUCAAUUUUCAUUUUGCA